Microplitis demolitor is the source of this 1376-nucleotide messenger RNA. RefSeq lists its product as uncharacterized. NCBI's taxonomy places the organism in Eukaryota, Metazoa, Arthropoda, Insecta, Hymenoptera, Braconidae. Bases 206 to 1051 code for a protein of 281 amino acids. The record is from RefSeq and is a predicted model, not a curated record. The transcript has 6 exons.
UUUUAACAGUCUCGAUCCAAGUAAACUUGUAUUUCCGCGUAUUUUUAGUUUUAAAUUUUAUCAAUUUGUAACGGUUUACUUGAUAAUUAUAAAAUAUUUGGUUUUUUUUUUUUUCGGAGUGUAGUGGACUAAGUGGAACUAUGAUUAUGAUUAUAAUCAUGUGAUUGGUGAUUUAUUUGUUUAAAUAAGUAAAAAAAUAAAAAUCAUGAAAAAUAGAUACUGGAACUUACUUAGAGAUUUAUUUGUUCUUGCUCUACUAAAUGGUGUCAGCGGACUGAAAGAUGUCAAGGUGGAAAUACCAGAAGCUGUUGCAGUCGGCGCUCAAGUGACGCUCACCUGUCAGUACGAUUUACAGACUGACGUUCUUUACGCAGUGAAGUGGUACAAGGGUAAGGAUGAGUUCUACAGGUUUGUACCCAAGGAGUUGCCGCCAAUAUCGGUGUUUGGUGAACUAUUUGCUCAUAAUAUUGAUAGGACAACAAGUGAUGCUUAUCAUGUAACAAUAACAAACGUAACGACUGAAAUGGAGGGAAGAUAUCGUUGCGAAGUAACAAACGACAUACCGCACUUUCAUACGCUAUUUAAAAAAGGAUACAUGCACGUAGUCAGUCUACCUCAAGGUACUCCCGAGGUGCUCGUUGAGAAGCAGAGAUACGCGAUUGGGGAGACAGUCAAAGCCAACUGCACAACUCCACCCAGUAAUCCAGCCACUAAUGUCACUUGGACUGUCAACGGAAUUCCGUUGAAUUCAACUUAUCAACGCAAUAUACAACUGAGAAACGACAAUCGAACACGAGCAUACGCCGAGUUGGAUUUUGAGAUAACCCAGGACAGCUUCAGUAACGGGAGGCUCCAGAUCUCUUGUCAUGCAAAUGUCUUCCAACUUUACAAGAAAGAGGCGAUCGCGCUAAUAGACGAGGAGCGUCCGAGACUGGCAUCCGUACUUGGGACCCGAGACUCUCCUCACACCAACGGCGUAUCAAAACACACCGCAGAGUGGGUGUUGUGCGUGGUAACAGCCAGUAAUUUUGUGCUUCGCGGUCUCAGAUAACACCAAUGAUCAUGUACAAUUUACAUCACCAAAUUUGACAGAUAAACCAGAAUGAUAAUGAGGAACUGGAGCCUAAGUUGCAGAAGAAAAAAAAAAUAAAUAAACAAGUGAUUUAAACUGAAACGCGUGAAUCAAAUUAAUGAUAAUAAAAUAUUAAUUAAUUAAAAAUAAAAAAAUGAAUUUAAUAAACAAAUGGAUGAUUGAGUUAUUCGUGUAAAUAGAAUUAUUUACAAUUAGCAAUCUUAAUUAAUAAUUAAUUAAUUAAAAAAAAAAAACCGCGGUCGUCGCGGGUCACUGUCACCCGUUGGCGAGUGAUUUUGUCUUA